This is a messenger RNA of Ostrea edulis (European flat oyster), 1176 nucleotides long. RefSeq names its product peptidyl-prolyl cis-trans isomerase H-like. Lineage: Eukaryota; Metazoa; Mollusca; Bivalvia; Ostreida; Ostreidae. Gene Ontology annotation, molecular function: peptidyl-prolyl cis-trans isomerase activity. The transcript is spliced from 7 exons. The coding region runs from base 50 to 583 and encodes 177 amino acids. Gene Ontology annotation, cellular component: intracellular membrane-bounded organelle. Gene Ontology annotation, biological process: protein peptidyl-prolyl isomerization; protein folding. The record is from RefSeq and is a predicted model, not a curated record.
AAUUUGUAGUACGAGUUAGCCCAAAUAAGCCUCCAAACGUUGGAAUAUCAUGGAAAAAGUAACAAAUCCCAAUAAUCCCGUUGUUUUCUUUGACGUUUCGAUUGGCAACACUGAUAUCGGAAGGAUAAAGUUUGAAUUGUUCGCUGAUGUGGUUCCCAAAACAGCAGAAAAUUUCAGACGGUUUUGCACUGGAGAGUACAGAAAGGAUGGAGUGCCCAUGGGAUUCAAAGCUUGCACAUUCCAUAGGGUGAUAAAAGAUUUCAUGGUACAAGGUGGAGAUUUCAUGAAGGGUGAUGGUACAGGUGUCUGCAGUAUUUAUGGAGGAGGACCAUUUGCUGAUGAAAAUUUUAAACUUAAACACACAGGCCCUGGAAUGCUCUCUAUGGCAAACAGUGGCAGAGACACAAACGGCUGUCAGUUCUUCAUUACUUGUGCACCAUGCGACUUUCUGGACAACAAGCAUGUUGUGUUUGGAAAAGUUAUUGAUGGACUUUUAGUUUUGAGAAAAAUUGAGAACGUUCCAACAGGACCCAACAACAAACCAAAGAUUGCAGUUGUCAUCACGCAGUGUGGGGAAAUGUGAUACCGAGGAGCAAUGCUGUGAAAAUUAUCAACAGUUGUCAGUGGCUACUUCGACAGGAAUAAUGGGAAGAAAAGGCAUGAAAGAAAUCGAAAACUGUAGACCAGUGUUACUAAAGAUGGUGAAUAAUUUGACAUGACUAUGAUUGGACCUCACCUGUUUCAACGUUUGGUCCUCUUGAAAAGAUUACUUGGCAUCAAAUUGUGUGCUGUAUAGAAGACCCAUGCAUUACACAGAAUUAACAAGACUGCUAGAUCAUGUGUGGUACCACAAUGUGUUCAAUGAUUUUUAUCAAGGACAGACUCAGAACCAGUUAUUACAAAAAUUUACAUAUAAACUCAUUUGAGUAAACAGGGAGUAUGAGCUGUCAGUUUAUUUUAUAAAAGGUCUCAACAAGUUUGUCCAUUAUUGACAUUGCAAAGUAAGGGAGAUAAUCUUGAAAAUCUGCAUUUACUUUUGAUAGGUGGCAAUAAAUACACUGUAAUUAUGGACAUAAAACAACACAUCUCAAUACCGAAUUUUUCGAGACAUUUCAGGGGAGAAUUCAUUUGCAUCUUAUUUUUUUUCUACAAAAAAUAAAUCUGGAUAUAUUACCA